AGGGGUUGCCCGCACCGUAGCUCUCAGGCAGGGGUAUCCCGACAUGCACACACCCACCCCACGCUUAGCAGCACCGCUGUGAGCCCGGACACUCGCUUUACUAGCGUAUCCGAGACCAACCUGCGCAUCUCCUGCUUGUCAACUACAAAUCUCUCUAACCUGUGAAGACCUUCGGGUUGAGAGUUGUAGUUCUGUUACAUGGGCUUGGACGAUGCCCUGCCAUGCUUGGUAGCCCAUUUAAAGGAACGGCUAGUUGAUGUAGUAGUCAGUGGCAGAACUUGGGUACCAGUGAGGCAAUGCUGUUGUACAGCCGAGCGAAGCAUUCCCUGGGAGCCAAAGUGCUGCUAGCUGUUCGCUAAUGUGGAGCAGGCACCUCCAACUAACAGCGGCAGCACCCACCGUGUCCAUUUAAAGGGCCCGUUAAGCCCAACUCUGCCUGGUGUCCCCCACUGUGUUCGGAGCGUCCUUUUAACCAACCCCCACCUGAGAACAGGAGCAUUCCACCUUUCCCCACGGGGACGGGCAUUUUCUCCCUCCUCCCCUUUUACCGAUGUAGCGGUACCCCUGUCACAUUCUGACAAGGAGACCCGUCUCCUCGCCUGCGCUUUCGUUGUGAGCAGGCUAGCGUACGCUUGUUGCCCUGUAGCAGAGCUCGUAUGGCCACGAUCCGUAGCAAAGUGUGGGGCCAUUCAUAAAAGCAGAUCGGGAAGCCACACGCGUAAACACGCACAUGACUGGAUCACGAGGCUCUGGCUAGUGUGCUUUCGAGGAUUUAGCAGAAAAGCAACAAGGGGGUUCACCCCGGUGGGGGGCUGCUGGGGUUUGUAGUUCAACAGCUGGAGGGCCGCAGGCUGGACUUCCCCGCCCCCCCCACGAAUUCCCUGAUUUCCAUUGAUCACACCCACCCCAUUCCUGAUGUCUGAAUUAUUUAUCCUCUCCUUGCUGAUAUAUCACUAGCUGGGAAAGUGGAGUUGCAUGGCAAAGUGAUAGAAGUUGAACACUCAGUACCCAAAAGGCAAAGGAGUCGAAAGCUUCAGAUAAGAAACAUACCGCCUCAUCUACAGUGGGAGGUACUGGACAGCCUGUUAGCACAGUAUGGGACAGUGGAGAACUGUGAGCAAGUGAACACGGAUUCAGAAACUGCAGUAGUAAAUGUAACGUAUGCCAAUAAGGAGCACGCUAGACAGGGACUUGAAAAAUUAAACGGCUAUCAGCUUGAAAACUAUAGUCUGAAAGUGACGUAUAUACCUGAUGAAAUGGCAACACAGCAAGCACCAUCCCAGCAGCUUCAGCAGCAGCCGCAGCAGCAACACCCUCAAGGGAGGCGUGGGUUUGGGCAGAGGGGACCUGCCAGGCAGGGGUCCCCUGGUGCUGCUGCAAGACCUAAACCUCAGUCUGAGGUCCCGCUGAGAAUGCUGGUUCCCACACAGUUUGUUGGAGCGAUCAUUGGAAAAGAGGGGGCUACCAUUAGGAACAUCACCAAACAGACCCAGUCAAAAAUAGAUAUUCACCGUAAAGAAAAUGCUGGUGCUGCAGAGAAACCGAUUACAAUUCACUCAACCCCUGAAGGCUGUUCUGCUGCAUGUAAGAUCAUUAUGGAGAUCAUGCAGAAGGAAGCUCAGGAUACCAAGUUCACUGAAGAAAUCCCCUUAAAAAUCUUAGCACAUAACAAUUUUGUUGGCCGUCUUAUUGGGAAAGAAGGAAGGAACCUUAAGAAAAUCGAGCAAGAUACAGAUACUAAAAUCACAAUAUCUCCACUACAGGACUUGACACUGUACAAUCCUGAACGGACCAUUACAGUAAAAGGCAGCAUUGAGGCAUGUGCCAAAGCUGAGGAAGAAAUCAUGAAAAAAAUUAGGGAGUCCUAUGAAAAUGAUAUUGCUGCUAUGAAUCUCCAGGCACAUUUGAUUCCUGGCUUAAACCUGAAUGCAUUGGGCCUUUUCCCACCAUCUUCAUCAGGAAUGCCGCCACCUUCUGUUGGAGUUCCCUCGCCUACAACAUCUACUUCUUAUCCACCUUUUGGGCAACAGCCAGAGUCAGAGACCGUUCAUCUCUUUAUCCCAGCUUUAGCUGUGGGAGCAAUUAUUGGAAAGCAAGGACAACACAUCAAACAACUGUCACGUUUUGCAGGAGCAUCUAUUAAGAUUGCACCUGCGGAGGGACCUGAUGCCAAACUAAGAAUGGUGAUCAUCACUGGCCCACCAGAAGCCCAAUUUAAGGCUCAAGGAAGGAUCUAUGGUAAACUGAAAGAAGAAAACUUCUUUGGACCUAAAGAAGAAGUGAAACUUGAGGCCCACAUUAAAGUGCCGUCGUAUGCUGCUGGACGUGUUAUUGGCAAAGGAGGCAAAACUGUAAAUGAACUUCAGAAUCUAACAAGUGCAGAAGUUGUUGUGCCCCGUGAUCAAACGCCAGAUGAAAAUGAUCAAGUGGUUGUUAAGAUAACAGGUCACUUCUAUGCAAGUCAGCUUGCACAAAGGAAAAUUCAGGAAAUAUUGGCUCAGGUAAGAAGACAGCAGCAGCAACAGCAGAAAACAGCGCAAAGCGGACAACCCCAACCGAGACGAAAAUAAAGGUUCAGGAAAUUGGCCCUUCACAGAGACAGAUGCCAGACCAAAGACAGACUGAGAUGAAGACAGGUUCCACCUCUGUCUGUGCUAAGUGGAAAGAACGCCACCUAGUGCAUCCCCUGUUUGAGGACCAGGCAACCAUUAAACUGUCUCUGAGAAUGUAUUAUUUAGGCUCCCAGCUUUAAAAAUGGAAAAAAGGCAAAAAAAGAAAAAGAAAAAAAAAAAAAAGGUCCCCUUCACUUCCCUUUUGAUCUAUUCUCACAAGUUAACAUAAACCUUGUUAGUCUUUUUUUAUUGUUCUUAUUCCCCCAACAAUUUUAGAACUUUGUUUAAUGAAGCUUUCUCUUAUGAGUUCUGGUUCAAAAAGAAAAGGCAUUGCUCUUAUACGUCCAGUUGUAUUAAAAGAUAAAUAGUGGAGGGUGGGAUUACUGUUGGGUUAGAGUCGAUGAAGGUUAUUGACAAGAUUAAGUGUUAGUCCCAGUGUUGAACAAGUGGCAUUUUUUUUUCUAAUUUGGUUGCAUUUUUACUUAACACUGCCAUGAAUAACCUAAGGGAAGUGUAGAAAGGUGUUGGCCAGGGCAUAAAAAGAUAUAUGCAUUUUACUAAACUACCUCAGGCAUUUAGUACCUCAAUGAGAAAUUGUUCCUUUUUGCUUUUUUUGUUUUUUGUUUUUUUUUUUGUUUUAUAUUUUGUAUACUUUAUAAAGCUAAUAGUUCUUGAGCAUUUUAUUUUUUUAAUAAAAAAAAAUAAAAUAUCAGCCAGCAGCUAAGGAGUUGCUUAUAUUUGGUGCAAGAGAGCAGACUAAAACUGCUAGCUGCUGGCUGAUGGGAGUAAGAUGGGGAGUUGCCUCAGUUUUCCUGAGGCCUUUCAAACCAUCAUAUUGCUAGAUAAUUCAGUGAAUGUUCAAAAAUAGAUACGGAAAGACACCACCAUUCUGAUAUCAGCAAUGCCGUUAAUUUUUCUUUUACUAUGGGUUGAAAAUAAAGCUUGACGGUACUUUUUCUGGGAACAGGACACAAGGAAGUGAUGGAAAGAGGCCGGCCGGGUUUGGGAAAUUUUUAGGAUGCAAUAGACUGGAGUUUUGUGUUUUUUUGUUUUUUUUUCUUUCUGGGAUUUUUUUAUUUUUUCCCCUUUUUUAAUUUAAUUUUUUUUUUUUGUGCUGCUUGGUUGAAUGCAAUGAACCCUUUGUGCCUUUGACCAUCACUACCUAACAAUGCUACAUUGAAACAUUUGCAGCCCGUUUGAACUUUGCCAUUCUGUUCAAAGAGCAAGCUUCAUCGUCAGUUUGGUAAAUACACUCGAUCUGUGGGAGCAUAUAUAUAUAUAUAAAUUUAUAUAUAUAAAUAUAUAUUUUUGAUUUUUUUUUUUUUUUCCUUUAUAUAUAAUUUUUUUUUUGUCACAACCAUCUAUCAAUGCUCCCCAUAAGAUCAGCACAUAUUACGUUCAGUUACCAUGACUGGGGGAGAGGGAACUGGGGAGGGGUCAAACACUCGUUUUGAUCACGCAGAAGAUAACGACAGGCUUACGUUUACAUAUCCAGCCGCAGUAAAAAAAAAUUUUUAAAAAGUAAAAAGAAUAAAAAAGGGCCACACAAAGCCACUUGAAAGGUGUAAAAGCUGAAUACAACAGUCUAUCCCGGCUUAAAAUAGCAACAGCAGGGUUUAUGCACAUUCUUUUUAAUUUUACUUUGCAACCAAUCUGAAACCCUUUGGCUGCCAGAGCGGCAAGGGGUGUUUAAAGCCUCACGCCUCUGGCAGCCGAAGGGUGUAAAACAAAAGGAAAGUCAAAAGGCAGGGACAAAAGGAAAGCUACCAAAUUCUUUUUAAUUUCAGAAUGUAAAUUGAAUGAUGAUUGUGGUUAUAUUACACAUUCAAGUUUCUACAAUAAACUUCAGUCUACCUCAGUUUUGAAAAAUGUGGCAACACAUGGUGCAUAAAGACUGCUGUGUGUGUGCGUGUGUGUGGUCUUAACAGAGCCAUGCGAUUUACCUCUGAACCUUUAUUUUUUUGUGAUGUUUUUGUGCAUGAGAUGAUCACAAUCACCAUGCUGCACUGAUUUGAGGGGCACAACUAGCGAAAACCAUUUGUUUCAUCAUUUUGUUGAUCUACCUCUUAGAUUCAUAUUGAAAUAGAGGCAUUUCUGCAUAGACUAGAUAAUUUUUCCCAAAGAUCAUUGUUGUACAGAUUAGAGAUUUUUUCUUCUUCUUUUGAAAAUGGUCUGAAGUGCUUUUUUUUUCUUCUUCUACAUCUUUACUAAUUUGGUUAAAAUAAAGAACUCAGAACCUAUGUUGUAGUUUUAAGAGAAACCUUAAUUUUUUUUUUUCUUCCUUGACGAGAGUGACUUCAUUUAGUGGUUAGAAUUUUUUCUUUUCUUACAUUGAUUAAAAGAAUACUGAACUAUGAAAAGUCAUUAAAAUAGCAUAUUGAACUUUAGUUGAGGCUUGAGUACUGGCCCAACUUUCUUUUUCUUAACAUGUUGAAGCAGACAUAACUUGAUUAUUUUCCAUGAAUUUUACUUUACAGAUAGGUGCUGCAUUUACAUCUGCUGAUUUAAAUACUGUCAUAUCUCUUUAAAUUUCUAGACUGUUAGUGUGGUAAAUCAUGUUUUUUCAAUUGAGACUUGGUAACUUGGAGUAUUUUGGCAAUAGAUACAGUAGAAAGUAAUACUGUAAAUGAAUUUAAUAUCAGCAAAGCAUGGAUCAUAUUUCAUCUGUAAUGUGCCCCCAACGCAGCUCCACUUGCCAGAUGCCUCUGAAUGGAAUAAAGAGUUUAACUCCUAGA
Xenopus tropicalis (tropical clawed frog) is the source of this 5347-nucleotide messenger RNA. RefSeq names its product insulin like growth factor 2 mRNA binding protein 3 (gene igf2bp3). NCBI's taxonomy places the organism in Eukaryota, Metazoa, Chordata, Amphibia, Anura, Pipidae. Gene Ontology annotation, cellular component: nucleus; cytoplasm; endoplasmic reticulum. The record is from RefSeq and is a predicted model, not a curated record. The transcript has 15 exons. Gene Ontology annotation, molecular function: RNA binding; mRNA 3'-UTR binding; mRNA binding. The coding region runs from base 1257 to 2570 and encodes 437 amino acids.